Messenger RNA from Symbiodinium natans, 1290 nucleotides. Lineage: Eukaryota; Dinophyceae; Suessiales; Symbiodiniaceae. The record is from the annotation of a GenBank genome assembly.
AUGGCGAACGUUCCGGGCGGGACAGAUGUGCCUCGGGCUACUCCACUCCCAGAGUGGCUGCAACUGAGUGGCUCGCAGGAUGGCUUCUGGGCGGGCAGGAAGUGGACAACACUGCUCCCAGAGUGGAUGCAACAGGAUGAGAAAGCCAUCACUUUCGUGACGACUGCCAUUGUAGCGAUUGCCCUGGGAGUGGUUUUGGGUCCUGUGAUGAGAAAGACUCUCUACGCCGUGACUGCAUGGUUUUUCUUGCAGGCAACCAGAGUCAUGAAGGCCCCUUACAAGCUUACUGGAUGCCUUUGUAAGCUGUGCAGGCGUGGCAAAAAGGAAGGGGCGGCUGGACAACACCGCGAGACCCAGCAGAUGAAUGAGGGACAUUCGAACACCCUUCGUCAACAGAUAGAGGCUUUCUGGACUGACGUACGUGACAGCCUCAAAUGCAUGACCAGCCUUGUCACCGACCUCUGGAAGGAGACGAGCCGCAGCUGUGGUGAGCUGAAGAUUGCCCAGCAACAAGCAGUCCAAACGCUCAAAGACUCUUUUCAGGAGAUGACGAAGUUGGUUGAGAAGGCUGUGGAGAACGUCACGCGGCAUGUUGACAAACUCCAGUUCCCGAGCCCCACGGCUAUCAACAACCUCCUUGAACAGUCACGCACGGUGCUCCUACAGCAACUUGCGACAACAAUGGACGAAACCAGUGCUGCACUGCAAAAUGUCAUGGUGGGACAUCAGCGUCAAGCAGCUCAAAAUUUCGACAGGGUCAAGCAGGAGAUAGUCCAGCGCACAAGGGAACUGGAGACCAUGGAGAAGCAGUUGGACCAGCAUGCUCGCCGACAGUUCGAGACCCUCAAGGAGAUCCAGGACUCGAUGAUGAAGAUGCAAGAAACUCUCGAUGGUCACAAUCAUGUUCUGGCCAAACUGGAAGACAUGACUGGCAAACAGGAAGUGGCAAUGGCUCGCUUUGCUGAAGCCAUUGAUCGAAGUCGGCAGAUGGCAGAGGACGUCUCCACGGACACGGAGAGAAUCCUUGCUGCCCUUGAUGCCAUUCAAGAACGUAUGGGCCCGCCUGUGCCCUACCGACAGCCGCCAGUGACCAGACCGGGGCCUAGCACGCAAGCGAACCCCGCCUUUGACCAUGGGAAUGCAGGCAUGACGGGAGUCAGGCCAAUUCAACUGGCCCAUGCGAUCCCGAUGCAGACCCCCGGUGGCGCGGUCCAGGCGCACAACCCCAGAGGAGAGAUCUUGAGGGUCGUCUUGGAUCACCUCACCAGUCCCAACUCGGGGGGCCCAUAA